ACGCAACACCGCUUCCGCCCUUUUCUGAUUUCUCCAUCGGACUCCGAUGCCGAACCCCAAACACCGCUUCCGCCCUUUCUGUUUACCAAAUCCACACGGUCCCUUAUAAAAACAAAAACAAAACAAAUCCACACGGCCCCAAUCCACACCCGCGUGCCGCCGCCGCCGCCGCCCUCCUUUCUGAUAAACGCCCUCCCCAUCGGCGUAUGGCCAUUGACCACAUCGUCCGCGCCGCCCUCCGCCACCGAGGAAACCGCAAGCAGUCAUCAGCAAUGCCGCCGUACGCACCGAGAGAGCAGCGGCACGACGGGCCGCCAGGGGAAGUCCCGCCGAUGAGCGCCAAGGACGUGACCGCCAUCGAAGCCCUCCUCGGAUACUGCUUCAUCGACAAAUCUCUUGUCGAGCUGGCGCUGACGCAUGGCUCCUUCUACUGGCCCAACCGCCCCGGGGAUACCUACGAGCGCCUCGAGUACCUCGGCGACGGCGUCCUCACCUGCCUCAUGUCGCGCGAGGUCUUCCGCACCUACCGCACGCUCCAGCCCGGCCCGCUCACAAGGCUCCGCGCCGCUAACGUCGACACUGAGAAGCUCGCGCGCGUUGCCGUCCACCGCGGGCUCCACCGCUUUUUGAGACACAAGGCACCUAAACUUCAAGAUCAGAUCUGUUUUUUCAUAGAAGAAAUGCGCAAAUAUCCAGUUCACUCAAAUGGACUAUUGGAUCCUCCUAAAGUUCUGUGUGACAUUGUGGAAUCUCUUAUUGGUGCCAUAUACUUGGACUCCAACUUCGACCAAGAGGAGGUCUUUCGAACAUUGGCUGAUCCACUUAUUGGCUUAGAGACAUUAGGCAAGCACCCUGUAAGCGAGCUUUUUGAGUUUUGCCAAAAGACUCACCGAGGGGUGAAAUUUCUGAAAGACGAAUGGGAUAAGAGUUUGAAGGUUCAGGUGUUGAUUGAUGGUGAGGUAGUUGGAAGUGCUAUUUAUGGUCCAAAGAAGGAGAUAGCUCAGAACCGUGCUGCGAAGGAUGCUCUGGAUAAGCUAAAGGACACACAUGGACACACCCAAAGUGAAUCAGCAUCAGUAGAUGUUUCUGAGGCAUUGGACGAAUUAGACAACACCCAAAGUGAAUCAGCAUCAGUAGAUGUUUCUGAGGCAUUGGACGAAUUAGACAUAGCUGGAACACUAAAUUGAGUGACAUAUAUAGAAAUGCAUAAUAGGUGCAAUUAAUGGCAAUGAAGUUUUGAAUCAUAGCAACACUUGGUUGGUCCAUUUUCAUUGAAUUUCUGUGUUGCUAUGUAAUUAUCUCUACUAUAUGAAAAUACCAGUUUUCAUGGUUCCAUGGUUUCUACCA
This is a messenger RNA of Zea mays, 1347 nucleotides long. RefSeq lists its product as uncharacterized. Bases 207 to 1187 code for a protein of 326 amino acids. The record is from RefSeq and is a predicted model, not a curated record. Gene Ontology annotation, biological process: siRNA processing. Gene Ontology annotation, cellular component: nucleus; cytoplasm. Gene Ontology annotation, molecular function: RNA binding; ribonuclease III activity. Lineage: Eukaryota; Viridiplantae; Streptophyta; Magnoliopsida; Poales; Poaceae. The transcript has 3 exons.